Molecule: messenger RNA, 2580 nt
Organism: Argiope bruennichi
Lineage: Eukaryota; Metazoa; Arthropoda; Arachnida; Araneae; Araneidae
Product: tubulin alpha-1A chain-like
Exons: 6
Coding region: 153-1508 (451 amino acids)
Biological process (GO): mitotic cell cycle; microtubule cytoskeleton organization
Cellular component (GO): microtubule; cytoplasm
Molecular function (GO): structural constituent of cytoskeleton; GTP binding
Source: RefSeq, a predicted model, not a curated record
UUGCUUCUCUCCCCGAACUCAAAAACAGCGGACUGUCCACAGCAAGAUAAUUUAGUUUCUCGCUGUCGACCCAUCACAAGUCGGACUUGCAAGAAAUAUUUAUUUCUUCUAAUCUGCAAUAUUUAGGCAGGUCUACCUUCUUCUAAAACAAUAUGAGGGAAUGCAUUAGCGUCCAUGUUGGUCAAGCUGGAGUCCAAAUCGGCAAUGCCUGCUGGGAAUUGUACUGCCUGGAGCACGGCAUCCAACCAGACGGGCAGAUGCCGAGUGACAAAACCCUGGGAGGAGGUGACGAUUCCUUCAACACAUUCUUCAGCGAAACAGGAGCUGGAAAGCAUGUUCCAAGAGCAGUAUUUGUCGAUUUAGAACCCACUGUUGUAGAUGAGGUCCGCACUGGUACGUACAGGCAAUUGUUUCAUCCUGAGCAAUUGAUCACCGGCAAAGAAGAUGCCGCCAACAACUAUGCCAGGGGCCACUACACCAUCGGCAAGGAAAUCGUUGACCUCGUCCUGGACAGGAUCCGAAAACUGGCCGACCAAUGCACCGGUCUCCAAGGCUUCCUUAUCUUCCACAGCUUCGGUGGAGGAACUGGAUCCGGAUUCACUUCUCUGCUCAUGGAGAGGUUGUCCGUCGAUUAUGGAAAGAAGUCAAAAUUGGAAUUCUCCAUUUACCCCGCGCCUCAGGUUUCAACGGCCGUCGUAGAACCCUACAAUUCCGUCCUCACAACACAUACAACCUUAGAACAUUCCGACUGUGCCUUCAUGGUGGACAAUGAAGCUAUUUAUGACAUCUGCAGAAGAAAUCUGGACAUUGAAAGACCCACUUACACCAACCUCAAUCGUCUCAUUGGGCAAAUCGUAUCCUCUAUCACAGCUUCCCUCAGAUUCGAUGGGGCUUUGAACGUUGAUUUAACUGAAUUCCAGACAAAUCUUGUCCCUUAUCCUAGGAUUCACUUCCCUCUGGCCACUUACGCCCCUGUUAUUUCGGCUGAGAAGGCAUACCAUGAACAGCUGACCGUUUCCGAAAUCACCAAUGCCUGUUUCGAGCCGGCAAACCAGAUGGUGAAAUGUGAUCCUCGUCACGGAAAGUACAUGGCUGUCUGUCUUCUAUACAGGGGGGAUGUGGUGCCCAAAGAUGUCAACGCGGCCAUUGCCACCAUUAAAACAAAAAGGACCAUCCAAUUCGUUGAUUGGUGCCCCACAGGAUUCAAAGUGGGCAUCAAUUACCAACCUCCUACUGUUGUCCCCGGUGGCGAUCUUGCCAAAGUGCAAAGAGCAGUCUGCAUGUUAUCCAAUACGACGGCAAUUGCUGAAGCCUGGGCCAGACUGGACCACAAAUUCGACCUUAUGUACGCCAAGAGGGCCUUCGUACAUUGGUAUGUUGGCGAGGGAAUGGAGGAAGGAGAGUUUGCCGAAGCCAGAGAAGACUUGGCUGCCUUGGAGAAAGAUUACGAGGAAGUUGGCGUCGAUUCCAUGGAAGGAGACGAAGAUAUGGCAGGAGACGAGUAUUAAAUAAAUGCUAGCAGAAGAACGUUGAAGUAUUUCAAUUCUCUUUUUGUCAAUGAGCUUUUUUUUACUUCACUGUCGAUUUGUGCUAUUUUAUACAAUUUGUACUGUGCUUUUAUUUGACUUUCAAAAAUAUUUUAUAUGCUUCUUUAUUGAUAUUUUCAACUAUAUCUAGAUUUAGAUACCGAACUCUUCACUUAACUAUAAUAUUCACAACUGAACUUAUGUUAAAAAGUGUUUAGGAACCAUGUCUGUCAAAUGUGAUAUUGGAUUCAUAAUUCCAUGCCUAUGUAUUAGAGGAAGUUUACCCUAGUAAAUAAAUUGAUUGCCAUUUUUUUUUUGAAAUUUUCUUUAAAUAUUCAAUUUUUUUCUAGAAUUGAUGCAUAGCAGUUUUUCAUUUAUGGUAGUUUGGUAGUUAAUUUGCAGAAAAUAAAUUUUAAACAGUAUAAUAUCGAAUAUGUGAAUUUAAAAGUAUCGAAAACUUUUUUGUAUACCUAUUACAACUGUGUGUGAAUUGUUCACUUAACGCAAUUGUCUGGUUGCACAGGAUAUAUUUGGGGAAGACUGCAAUGUUUUCGAUCAUUAUUCUAUUCUGUAGAUUUUGUGAAAUAUAGAUUAAUUCUGAUGCUGAGAAACCAAAGCUUUAGCUACGAUUUCAAGUAUAAUGUGUGUAAGUUAGCUAUAAUUCUCCGUUCUUCAUAUCAGCACUCAUAGGAAAGUCGAAGAACUUUUAAGCAUUAUGUAGUGCCAUUGAAAUGCAAGAUUAAUUUUAAUAUCUUAAAUUAAUAUAUUCUAUUUCUUGUAGAAAGAUAAUCUAUAAGGAGUUACAAGAAAUACCGAAUAUGUCGAUAAAUGUUUUAUGGGGUAUAUUUUUAAAUGAAUAUGAAAUAAUUGUUCAGCAGUUACAAUAUAUUAAAUCUAUUAAUCUAUAUGUUGCUUUAAGUUGUGAAUCUGAUCAGUAUACCAGUAUUUAAUAAUUCAACAAUUAUUUUUGAUUUAGAAUUUUUUUAACGUUAUGCACAUGCAAUAUUUCUUGCUUGAUUCCUUGUAUUUGCUUUACAAAUAUUUUCUAGCUUUU